This is a messenger RNA of Fusarium coffeatum, 2625 nucleotides long. RefSeq lists its product as uncharacterized. Bases 1 to 2625 code for a protein of 874 amino acids. Lineage: Eukaryota; Fungi; Ascomycota; Sordariomycetes; Hypocreales; Nectriaceae. Gene Ontology annotation, cellular component: membrane; Golgi medial cisterna; Golgi trans cisterna. The transcript is spliced from 3 exons. The record is from RefSeq and is a predicted model, not a curated record.
AUGGGCGCGAGUGACUCAAAGCUCGUUUUUAAACGAGGCAUCUUUCGGUUAUCCGAAGAACGACAUAUACCCGCCGAUGAUGCCUACUGGACCUCUUUCUGGGAGCUUCCUGAGUCCUCCGAGGACGUAUUCAGUUUAUUCACACCUGCAGAUAUCCGAAGGACUCGCGAUCGUGCUCUCGAAAACCUAGAAACUCUCAUCCUCGCUGUCACUUCUCGCCUAUUCAUACUACGUCAUCACCCAUCGUUCCCUGACCCCGAACUCGCUCCAGAGCGCGAGGCAUUGAACUGCGUCCGGGUCCUGACUAGGAUAUUGCCUUACUUAUAUGAGAAGGAAUCUCUAAGCGAUUGGGAACAGCAGUUCUUCUGGGCUCAACGGAGACAGCGGACUCGACAGGCUGCCAUUGCGAACGAAAUCCUCUUCGACGAAGCCCAAGAAGCUGAACACAAAGCCGAUCCCACCCAAUUCGAGGAGGUCAAGCCACUUGCGGAGGAAUUGGUUGAUACAUUGGUGGAUCUUCUCUUCUUUUCUGACUUGACGUUACCACGUCAGGCAAAUGGACGACCCAAAGUCAGCUAUGCGAUCUGGCAGAGCGGCGUAGGUUGCAAUACAGCCGUCGCAACAACGAAGGAGUAUGAAAGCAAUCGAUCAGAGAUUCUACGGCUUCUUCUGACCCUCGCUGGUCAGAGCAUGUACAUGACAGCCGGUGUCCUUCCACAGAACGGCGUGCGCACAUUGACCCAUCUCUGUGCUUGCCCGGACAAGCAAGUGGUACUCUCAGUGCUCUGCUCUCUACUCAAUACGACAUUAAAAUAUAAUCCUGCAACCUGGCGGGUGCCCUACAACACCCUUGUAUUCAAGGAUGGCAAGCAGAUGCUUGUCACUUACUCACUGCAGUUCCUCUUGGUGCUCCUACUGUAUCCAAUUCCCGAAAGCCCAUCUAACCCAUCACCCAAAAACUCUUACCGUCAUUUUCUAGGUCGGCUGCAUCGGCCUCAAGACUUUCAAUUCAUUGUUGAUGGGAUGACUCGGAUCCUAAACCAGCCUCUUCAGGAGAAGACUUCUUAUCUGCCGGGUACUCAGUCUGCCGGUCACUUCGCUCCCGAAAUACUUAUGUUGUUUUGGGAGAUCCUCCAAUGUAACAAAAGGUUCCGAUCCUUCAUCGUAGACACCGAGAGAGCGCACGAUUUUGUUGUACUCGCCCUAUUCUAUGCCCUAGAGUACAAAAGCGAUGCCACCAAGCAGGGAGUUGUGCGAAUGUGCGCCUUUUUACUUCAGACUCUAAGCGUGGAGACGAAUUUCGGUGUCAACUUGAACAAGUACUUCGAAGGACAAGAGAGCUUGCCAGUUUCGAUUCGCGUGCCGGGCUUUAGGGGCACAUAUGCCGACUUUCUCAUACAUUCCAUCUACAAUCUGAUUACAACAAGCCAAGGAAAGCUGUCAGCGAUUUACCCAGCUUUGUUGGCGGUGAUUAACAACAUUGCCCCUUACCUUGAGGGUCUGAGUAGCGCCAGCAGCUCCAAACUGAUGCAGCUGUUCUCUUCCAUGUCGUCACCUUCGUUUCUUCUCGCGAAUGAGACCAAUUACACUCUGCUGCACUCGCUUUUAGAGUCAAUCAACUCCAUUCUGGAGAACAAGUACCGCAAAAAUCCUGAACUUGUGCUUGCUAUUCUCAAGAAUAAAAAGCGAGUCGAAGCCUUGCGAUCAUUUACACUAGAGAGUGGACAACAAGAAAUUGAGAGAAGAAACAGGAGAAGAAAGGAUUCUGGACAGCAUGCUGACGCAUUAGAGCCUACUUCUGUUCGCAGCUCAGUCGACAGCCUAAGAAGUCCUAGCAGCGCUCAUCCACGCCACUCAUCGCUAGAGGAAGUUCCGGAAGAUGGCGCAUUCGCAAUUGGAGACGACGACGACGACGAUGAAAGUGAAGACGAGGAGCACCAAGAGACCCCUGCACGAUCGACGUCGAGUGAAGCACCCUCCCGGAGAUCAUCCACCCCCAAUGCUGAGGAUGCUGUCCCAACUCAGUUGAGGGGAAUGUCUGAAAAGGCUCGCGGUAAGAUGCCUGCCGGCGUCCCGAGCUUUUCACGACAAAACAGCACAACAAGUUUGGGUGGACAUUCGAUAUCGGGGCAAUCACAAGCUGGCGCAUUCGAGCCAACUGCUCAGUGGAUCGACAGCUGGUUACUUGAAUUGCCCCUUCAUACAAUCCUAGCAGUCAUUCAACAAGUCUCAGCUCUGCUGCCACGCCAAGAACUGGCUGUUGAUGUCCCGACACCAGAAACGCUACGGCGGAUCUCAGGCGUUGAGAUUGUCGGUAUCGAACCUUCAGACCCUCGUGUGCACUCAUUUGAAUGGUCUCAGCUUGCCUUGGGCUGGUAUGAGUCCCUCUUGUGGGGAGUCAUAUUUACAAACGAGAUGCAAGUAUCGAGAGGAACCAUGGGUAUUUGGAACGGGACCUCUAUCAAGCUGUUUCGAGUCCAAGAAACAGCUCCAGAAGGCCCAACUCUAACUUCGCCCCGAGGUGCUGUUGACGCAGUUGGCAGCAACAUAGUGUCGCGAAUAGGGCAGAUCAACCUUCGAGGCGGACCGCAAGGGAGUAGUCAGCCCCCGCCACGGAAUGGCUGA